AUGGACAAAGCGGACCCCGCUCGACACGGGGGGCUCAUUAAGCUGACGCGCUCCGCUGUCCUCACUUCCGCAUGUUGCGGCGCGCGUUUGCGCCGCGUCGCGUUACACAGUACCAGCCGCGUCGCGCCUAACCGACGGGAGCCCCGCUCGCGAAUGCGACCGCCGAAAACUCCUCGCGCCGUCCGAAUGCAGAAAAUUCGGACGCGCCGAGUGGGGGACGCUCUACGACUAUCCGAAACUUGCGCGUACGUGCAGCGCUCCACUGUGAAAAAGUCCAAGGUUAGCGCGCGCUGCCAAAAAAAGACGCACGCAGAAUGGAGGAGAAAAAACGACGACGGGUAUAGGUGCCCCUGCCCCCCCCCCCCCCCCCCCCCUCUCGACGAUGCAUGCGCUACGCUCUGCACACGCCCUGCGGAGUACCAACGCGGCAGGGGCGUGCUGACGUGGCCCGCUACGCAGCGCCGGACACGCGGUAUCGAGGAAGUAGGCCCCGAAGAACUGUCAACGCUCGUGCGGAAAUCGGGCGGCGGCGCGGCGGCCGCCGUGCGCAAGCGCGGGCCGCCCGUCAACAGCCCUGCAGCCAGCCCGGGCCCCCACCCGCCCCCGGGCUACCCUUUAAAUCGAACGUCAUAUCGCCGGCCCCCUCGCCACCCCGUAGCCCUG
This is a messenger RNA of Iphiclides podalirius (scarce swallowtail), 663 nucleotides long. The record is from the annotation of a GenBank genome assembly. NCBI's taxonomy places the organism in Eukaryota, Metazoa, Arthropoda, Insecta, Lepidoptera, Papilionidae.